UCAGCCCAUGGUGCUACAUUGCAGAGCACGAGGAUGGAGUAUAUUGGAAAUAUUGUGAGAUUCCAUCGUGCCGAAUGCCAGGGAAUCUAGGGUGUUACAAGGACCAUGGAGAGCCUCCACCUUUGACUGGCACCAGCGAGACCUCCAAUAAACUUACCAUCCAAACGUGCAUCAGUUCCUGCCGACGUCAGCAAUUCAAGUUUGCAGGCAUGGAAUCAGGUUAUGCCUGUUUCUGUGGAAAUAAUCCUGACUACUGGAGAUACGGGGAGGCAGCCAGUACGGAAUGCAACAGUGUUUGCUUUGGAGACCAUACUCAGCCUUGUGGUGGGGAUGGCAGAGUCAUUCUUUUUGACACGCUUAUUGGUGCCUGUGGAGGGAAUUAUACUUCUGCUACCGCUGUGAUCUACUCCCCAGAUUUUCCUGACACAUAUGGUACAGGCAGAGUCUGUUACUGGACCAUACAAGUUCCAGGAGCAUCUCAGAUCCACUUCAGUUUUGCCCUUUUUGAAAUCAAAGAUGCUACAGAUAUGGUGGAAUUGUUGGAUGGCUACACCUAUCAUGUUCUAGCUCGUUUUAAUGGCAGUAACCGGCCUCCCCACUCCUUUAACAUCUCUUUGGAUUUUGUCAUAUUAUACUUUUUCUCAGACCAAAUCAAUCAAGCCCAGGGUUUUGCCAUCAGAUAUAGAGCUGUCAAGGACAAUGUGCAUCAAAACAAGAUUCCAAUGAAUCAGACCCUUUCGGAGAAGAUAAAUGAACAAGCAAAUCUCAGCAUCAAUGCAGCCCGGUCAUCAAAGAUACUUUAUGUCAUCACAACCAGCCCAAGUCAUCUUAGCAGCUCCAUGCCUGAGUGGACAAUAUACGGUCUCACAGCACUCCUCAUCCUAAGUGUUACGGCCAUAUUGGCAAAGAUAUUUCUCCACAUUACCAUGAAAUCCCAUCAGACACGAUCUGCCACUGAAAGAGAAGAUUCCCACCAGGUUGCUACUGCUGCCGAGAUCUGGAGUAUUUUUUAUGAACCUUCCACCUCCAUAUCCAUCUUCAAGAAAAAGCUUCGAAGUCAACAAGAUGAUCGCAAUCCACUAGUGGGAAAUUGAAUUGUCUUUCAUUUUUCAAGAUUAAGCUUCUUAAAAUCCAGUCUCAAGACAAUUUACGUAAAUCCAAAGGAUAUCGCAUGAACCAAACAAGAUUGACAAGAAAACAGAACACAUCGAACUUGAAAUGACUCACCAAUGAAAUAUGUGCUGUGUCUAUCUGUGGCCAUCCUGCGUUCAGCAAAUGGCUGUAAGUAAUAAUUACAAAAAAAAUUCAAUGUUGUGAAUUUCUGCAGGAGGAGCUCAGUUAACACUACUAAAGGGUAGCAGAAUAUUGCAUGAUGGAGGUAGAAACUGCUGCAGGUUCACCAACAGAUCACAGAAGGAUUGUUUUCUGUGGAGGUUAAGAGAGAAAGUUUGGGCUGAAAAUGCUGAGAAUCAUUACAUAUGUAAAAAUCACUCUGAAAAGCAUUUUCUGAGGUAAUGGCUAAUUGAACUCUUCAGCUUAUAAAGUAUUUGGCUUUUUAGCUUAGAGUUCAGGCAGCUUCAUCAUCUAUCAGAACCAGCUGUAACAAUUGCUCCAGAGUUUUCUCUACAAGCUGCAACACAACCACGUUACUAGCCAGAGGUAAAGCUGUUUCCACUUGUGAGCUUCCUCUCUUCUUUCAGUAAUUCUUCCUUCUGACCAAAAUAAUGCUACGCUCACUGAAAUCUUUGACUGUGUUUAUGUAAAUGUCUGAAUACCAGUGUCAGAUACUGAAACUGCUUCCAGCUUUUCAUUUCUUUUUUCUCAUUUUCCUUUAGAAACAAUACUGGCCAACAGGUAUUGGCCUCCUCUUACACGGGGGGAUCUUUCCUCUUUGCUCUCCUUUCUUGCCAUUCGGGUUAUGAGACUCCUCUCAUGCCUCUGUCUAUUCUGGGAGCUGUUGCUUUUUUUUUGCUUGUUUUUUGUUUCCUAAGCACCAGAUUUAUUCCCCAAAGGGGAAAUGUAUUCUUUACUCUGAAAGAGGCACUUUUCUAUGAAGCGUUUAAGGCCCAGAAGCACAGAGCUUCUACUUCCAGAUAAAGUAUCUUGUUUCAGGCAUUCUGUUGUCUCCCUGGACAAAGACUUAGGCCAAGCUGACUCCACACAGGAUGAAUACAGCUGUCUUUAAAAGACACUUUUCCCUUGACACUACCAAACAAACUGCAAGGGGCCUGUAGGCAUAAAGAAAACUCUCAAACGCUGAGCACUGAGUUCUGCAGAUGCAGCUAUGCAAAACUGAGCUAACAACCAGUAUUUUCUAACAGCAGUAAAAGGAUUUGACAGAUGCACCUGCUAUAGCUGCAGCAAAAAAGAGAUAGUGUACAAAAACACCAAGUUUUACACAAGGUGCUCUCUCAUUAAGAAGAUUCUGCUCUUGCUCUUCUUGUUUUACAACAUGAAGGUUUCAUGUGGAUUUAUGACGCCCACAAGACUUUCAUUUUGCCACCAAGUUAUUCCUUAAAUAUUGAACCUCAGCAAUGAAAGGUAUCCCCACAGAGUAUCAAAAUACUCAGGUUUGGACAACAAAUGUUUAAAUUUAGUCAUUAAAAAAAUACAGCAAAAAAGAGACAGAACCCGCCCACCCCCCACCCAAAUAAGUGCUGCAUUUAAGUUCAGGCAAGCUAACUAUAGCUCAGCCAACAGCCCACAACUAUCUUUCGCCUAGAGACAAGAGCAGGUGUUCACCGACUGUUUUGUAGCUCAGCAAGGGUAAAGGCAUGUGUUCCUAAAAGCACAAUCCUCUUCAUGAUCAAUCUCAUGGUUUUCUUCACAAGAAAUAAAAAAACAUUAUUCAUCAAUAAUAAAUUCUAGGGGGCAGACAGGUAAAAGAGGAAAGACAUUCAUAAUUGACUUGUCGACACAGGCAUAGCAGCCAAACACAUAUACCCUAAGUUUCAUGAGUUUUUUUUUUAAAGAGUACUUGCCUAAUGAACUAAUUUGCAAAUAAGAUGCAUUUCACUAUAAACAUCAGCAAUUGUCAAGAUUCUGUUCUUGAAGUAAAAAUCGAAGCAUACAAUGACUGGGAAGCAUAUGUUACCUGCCAGUGCUGGUUAACUCCUUCCUGCUAGUUGCUCUUCCAUUACUGUAGCUGUCUUCUCAUACAGACCAAGCUUCCCCACAGCACCUGACAGGAGGAUGCUAAGUGAUCCCCAUGCUAGAAAGAGUCCCAUUCAAAAUGACACUCUUCAGCACAAUAGCCUGACAUCCCAAACAUGGAGUUUUCCCAUACAAAACACGUGGUCGAAGGGAAGGAAGGUGGAUAUCUUGGAUGAAUUCUGAGAGGUGAUUGAAUUGCAGUGCACUGGAAGAGGUUUGGAUAAGAGAGGGAUUAAAAAAAUCCAGGGAGAUUACCAAGUAAAAAAGUUCAGGAAAAGGAAAAACCUGGAGAAGGAGACUGCAAGGGAUUUCUUUUUCCUGUAUCACUGGAUGGGAAAUAAGUAACAUUUGCAGACAAGCUAUUUAAGCAGUAACAUAUAUUACAUUUAUAUGUACAUACCUACACAUACUCACACACAGGUAGCAAUCCACUAGCCACCACAUAUCUCCAAGCCACUCUCUUUUGCUCUCUAGCCUUCAUGAACAUCUCUGGUCAAAUUAUGAACUCUGCUAACAAAAAGAGAGUAGCACAACACUGAUUUUAACUUCAGUGAGACUAGGGAUUUCAUCAUCCAGGCUAAAGACUUGGGUCCAGCUUGACUACGCAGCAUGAAUCCUCCAUUUAUGUCCAUCUGCAUCACGCUGGCUCAGGUUUUGAAACAGUUUUAGUAAAGGACAAUAAACUUAUUUUUAGCUGAAAUUAAAGCAGAAAUCAGUUCCCCUGCUACCAGCAACAUGCAGGCUCCAAACAUACAUGAGGAUGCCUUCCAACAGCUACCUAAGCAGGUAUGCGCUUGAGUGAAACCUCAGGGGCUUAAAAGACCCUCCUUUAAAUGGCUUGCAUACUAUGCAAAGACUCACGUGUUGUCCUACUUGUUAUGGACUGACACACUGCAGUCUCAACACCACCUCUUUUCCUUCCCUGUUUUGCCUGGCAGAGCUCUUCACCUUUUCCACAGCAUAAUCUUUUGUGCACCACUUUCCCAACCCUUCUCUUUUCCUCUUCUACCCUGCAUCUUCUUUGCCGUCCCAACUUAAUUUUUGUUUUCUUGCAGUGAAAAUAUCUAACUUCCUCCUCCUCAACAGGAAUAUUUGCCUGUGAGAGGUGAGAGUAGGGACCCUGAAGCGACAGGCAGCCUCAAAUAACUGGGUAAGACUACUGGGGACAGUAUUAGGAAGGCAGCUAAAAUUUUCAAGUGCUGGCUUCACCCUAAGCAUAAUAUACCAGGGCAAAAAAUAAUUUCUGUUUGAUACCCAAAUGUGACACAUUUGCUCUAACGACAGAGCCUCUCUUGGGCAAAAAUUGCCCAAGCCCAAUAUAUUCAAAGUGAGGUAUGAAAAGGUAAGGAACAGGUUAGGGUGAAAAAGCUAGCUAAUGUCCAAUUUUUUACUUAUGUAUAGAUCUUUGUAUUUUAAUAUUUAUUUGCUGGUAACUCACUCCCUGUGGAUGUUGUGAAAAGUGAAUUUUAAAGGAAUUAGUUGCCUGAAUAUUGAAUGGUCCUGAGACAGAACAUUAGGGGUUGGCUCCAGAAAGAACAUUUCUAAACUUUCUAUCACAAUCAUUUUUGCUAGGAUCUGUAUGUGUGUGUACAUGUAUAGAUAUGUUUGUUUGUUUUUUUUACAAAAGUGAUUGUUGUUGAUGACAGUUCAUUUCAGUGCAUCUAAGACUGUACGUUGAGAAACACAGCUAUCUGUGUCCUUUCCCCACCAACAAGAAGGACAACUUCCACGUGUUUAUGCAAUAAAACUGUAUUUUUGUGUGUUUUUGCUUUUUUU
Messenger RNA from Struthio camelus australis, 4929 nucleotides. NCBI's taxonomy places the organism in Eukaryota, Metazoa, Chordata, Aves, Struthioniformes, Struthionidae. The record is from RefSeq and is a predicted model, not a curated record.